Dermatophagoides farinae (American house dust mite) is the source of this 2952-nucleotide messenger RNA. Its product is annotated as BBSome complex member BBS2-like. Gene Ontology annotation, molecular function: protein binding. Gene Ontology annotation, cellular component: ciliary basal body; motile cilium; membrane. Gene Ontology annotation, biological process: non-motile cilium assembly. NCBI's taxonomy places the organism in Eukaryota, Metazoa, Arthropoda, Arachnida, Sarcoptiformes, Pyroglyphidae. The record is from RefSeq and is a predicted model, not a curated record.
UUUUUCUUUUGAAAAAUUUAAUAAAUAAUGCCUAUGUUAAAUUGUGAAUUUAUUAUCAAUCUAAGUGAACCAAUUAAACCGGAUAAAGUUAAUAUUGGUUAUUUUGAUGGUAUACAUCCAAGUAUUGUUGCUGUAACUAGAUCAGAUAAAAUAUUUGUCCAUAAUCCACAUAAUCGUUCAUUAAACGAUCCAUACGAUACACAACAGCAACAAUCAAAACUGAAUCGUGAUCAUCCAACUAAUGAUGGAAGUCGAUUGGCUCAACACACUUCUUCCAUUAUCGCUUCUGAUCUUAAUUUUCUUAACAUUAAUCAGACAAUUACUUGUCUUGCUGCUGGUUCGAUUUCGUCGUUAUCGUUGAAAGAUACGGUAAACGAUACGGAUUUGGCUACUCAUACUAACAGUUCUGUCAUAGUGAAUACAUCGAAUAAAAAAACAUCGAUUAAUAGUGCUGGUAGUGGUCGUAAAAUUUCUCUAAAGACUAAAAAUCUACAAAAACAAGCCAACAAUAAGAAUAAUGAUAUUCUUAUUGUCGGAACAAAAACAUCAAUCCAUGCAUAUGAUAUUUUACAUAACACGGAUCUUUACUAUAAGGAAAUACCUGAUGGAGCCAAUACAUUGGUGAUUGGUGAAUUUGGACAAAUAUUAAAUGGAUCAAAAUUAGCAUUGAUCGGCGGUAAUUGUGCUAUCCAUGGAUUUGAUCGUGAAGGACAUGAUACAUAUUGGAUGGUUACCGGUGAUAAUAUAACGGCAAUGGCAUUGGUUGAUAUUGAUAGUGAUCAACAAAAUGAACUUGUAGUAGGAUCUCAAGAUUGUGAAAUUCAAGUAUUCAAAAAAGAUGCUAUUAUUUGUGAGAUGAGCGAAACUGAUUGUGUUACGCAUUUAUGUCCACUUGGACCAACAUUAUUUGCUUAUGCUUUAGCCAACGGUACUGUUGGUGUCUAUCAGAAUAAGGAAAGAGUUUGGCGAAUUAAAUCAAAAAAUCAAGCCAUGACAUUGUUUGGUGCUGAUAUCAAUAAUAAUGGCCAAAUGGAACUACUCACUGGUUGGUCAAAUGGAAAAUUAGACAUUCGAAUCGCUAUGACUGGAGAGGUUUUAUAUCGUGAAAAUUAUAAAUGUUCAAUAGCUGGUAUUAUGAUUGCCGAUUAUAAUAUGGAUGGAAAAGAUGAAUUAAUUGUAUGUACUGUUUCUGGUGAUGUUUAUGGUUAUCGAAUGGAAAAUCAAGAAGAAAGACAUCAACAGGUUAAUUUUAAUAUCGAACAAGAUACAAUAAGAGAUUUGAUGAAAAGAAAACAAACAUUAAUGCAAGAACUUCGUAAUUAUGAAGAGAAUGCCCGUAUACAAAAUUUAGCCGAUCCAUUAGUGAUGAAUAAAGGAAAAGUUUUAACAGAAAAAGGUGAUCAUUUUGGCGCCAUACCGGCCAGCACAAAAUUACGAUCAUCAUUAAUUCUUCAAUCAUGUGAUGAUUCUCUUCCAGAUUUUAUUGAAUUACGUUUGGAAACAACUAAUAAUACUCGUAUACGAGCGGCAAUAAUAUUUGCGGAAGGAAUAUUUAAACAUGAAUCGAUUGUCAUUUAUCCACCAGAAUCAGAAGUUAGCAAUAUGAUUGGUGUGCCAUUAAGGCCCCCAAAAGAUGUACCAGUCGAUAUGCAUGUAAAGGCAUUGGUUGGUUUUCGUUCGAGUACUCAUUAUCAUGUAUUCGAACUUUCAAGACGAUUACCACGAUUCUCAAUGUAUAGUUUCAUUCGUAUAAUCUACAUCGGUCAUGAUGAAACUGAUCAAUUGAAAUUGACCAUGCCAAGCAACAACAACAUAACGGUAGACGAUAAUCGUUCCAAAAUAAAACAACGAAACGACAAAAUUCCAAAAGAUUCAAAACCUUUUUGGCGAAAAAAUUUUAGUGAUAAUUUACAAAUCAAAGGCUUAGAUGAUGAAAGUCCAUUGUUUGAAGAUGAUGAUAAUCUUAAAAAAUAUUACAAUCAAAUUGACGAUAUCGAAAAUCACCAUUAUAUGAUGAAUGAAGACGCCAACUUUGAUAGUAUGGCCAUUAAUGCAGGAUACAAUGAAAGUGUUGAUGUGAUGUCAAUGAAUCAAAAUACGUUUCAACAAUCCUCAAUCGCAACCAAUAUUGAAGUUCGACAACCUUCAAGCUAUGUGGCUAUUCGUAUAAAUGAACAAAUAGGAAAUCUAGUUGAAUGGAUCACAGCCAAUUUCCUGCUUGAUUUACAAUCAGAAAAUAAUGAAGAAGAACGACGUUUCGAGUUUAUUUCACUACGCGAUCAAAGUGGUUUGAUUAUUGAAUUAACUAGAAUCAGUUCGCAGAAUAAAUCACAAUCGAAAGAUGGAAUAAGACAAAAAAUUGAUGAAACUUAUGGCGAAGAAUAUUAUCAUUCAGAUAUAAUGGAUCCAUCAACGGAAACAUCUGAUUCACCAGAUUUAUUAUUUAAAUCAUUGAUAACUAUUUAUUCGGAAUCAAUUGAGGUGGCCGGAAAUUGCAUACAAUCAUUGGGUGAUCAUUUUAAAAUCAUUAAUCUUCCUUGUUAUCGGGCCAGUUUUCUGGAUGAAAUAAAUAAACUUAGACAAUUAGUAGACCGUGUUGAAGAGAUUCAAAACGUACGACAACAUUUAGUAGUGGAAGUGGCUGACAAUGCCAAUAUGAUUCGUUCAGCCGUUGUACAGGCAGAAGAUGCAAGACUAACAGAACAAUAUCAUCAAAUGAAACAAAUCUACAAUGAUUUAGGAAUGAUGAAUAAAGAUAUAAUGCGUGAAUACCAGAUUCGUUGCCAGAAUCAUCAAGAUUUAGUCGAUAGCCUCAAACAGAUUAAUAUCAUUAUACAAAGAGCAUCAAAUCUUCGAAUCGGAUCUUAUAAAACGGCAUUCAUUAAUUCUUGCCGUGAAUCUAUUAAACAGAAAAAUUUCUCACAAUUAUUCAAGAUAAUAAAUGAGGAUUAG